Stegodyphus dumicola is the source of this 2932-nucleotide messenger RNA. It is a transcript of the gene Kdsr, whose product is annotated as 3-ketodihydrosphingosine reductase. Gene Ontology annotation, molecular function: 3-dehydrosphinganine reductase activity. Lineage: Eukaryota; Metazoa; Arthropoda; Arachnida; Araneae; Eresidae. The record is from RefSeq and is a predicted model, not a curated record. Gene Ontology annotation, cellular component: endoplasmic reticulum membrane. Gene Ontology annotation, biological process: sphingolipid biosynthetic process.
CCCUUGAAAAGUACCGGCACGUGACAUAUAAAUUGCAGCUGUAAAUAAUAAAAGAAUACCAAUUUUCUACUUAUGGUUGAUUAUUUUUAGCCUGGACAAAUUACAGAUUAUUUUAUGAGCAUCACUCACUGCAUUCUAUAAAAUGAUUCUUUAUAUCAUCCUUAUUUUAAUUUGUGCUGUAUCAUGUGUAUUUUUUUCCAGAAAACGUCCUAUUAACUUAAAUCAUGAUCACUUUUUGAUUACUGGUGGCUCCAGUGGAAUUGGAUUAGCCAUAGCAACAGAAGCUGUGAAAUUGGGUGCUAAUGUUACUAUAAUAGCCCGAUCAAAAGUACGAUUAGAAGAAGCUAAAAGAAUGUUAUGCAGUGAAAUAAUAAAGUCUAAUCAAAACAUUUUGAGUUUCUCUGCUGAUGUGUGCGAACAAAGUAACAGAUUGGCUGAAAUAGUCAAAGAGGCAGAGUAUAAUGCUGGUCCAAUCACUUUCCUUAUUAACUGUGCAGGCACAUCAGUAUGCCAUCUUUUUGAAGAUACUCCCAUGGAGGAUUUUUCAAAAAUGAUGAAUGUGAAUUAUUUAGGCAGUGUUAAUAUGACAUAUGCUGUAUUACCUUUGAUGAAACAACGAAAACGUGGUAAAAUUGUCUUUGUAUCAUCUUUAGCAGGCUUAAUUGGUUUGUUUGGAUACACUGCGUAUUCUGCAUCAAAAUUUGCUCUUUUUGGAUUGGCACAAGCGCUCCAAAUGGAGGUUAAGCCAUAUAAUAUAAGUGUCACAGUAUCUUUCCCUCCUGAUACAGAUACCCCUGGCUUUGCAGAAGAAAUCAAAGAUAAGCCAGUUGAAACUAUGCGCAUGAGUGAAUCUGGAGGAUUAUUUUCUGCAAAAGAAGUUGCAUUGAAAACAUUACAAGAUGCUUUUAACAAGAAAUUUAUGUCAUCUAUUGGUUUUGAGGGUUGGAUAUUAUGCACAUUAGGUAGUGGAACAGCACCUGUAAACUCUGUUCUUGAACUUGUCAUGCAAAUGAUGACAACUGGCUUUUUACGGCUGUGCAUCGUAUUUUAUUUAUGGAAAUGUAAUGACAUUGUUUAUCAAAGUGCCAAAGAGAGAGAAAGAAACAAAAGUUAAAGAAAAACAACUGUUAGAGUAAUCAUGUUAUAAAAGUGCUUCUUCUUUCUUUUUUGAUAUAAAUGCGAAUUUGGAUUACUAAAGUAUGCCCUGCAAGACUAAAAGAUUAGUCCAAGACUAGAGAUUAUUCCAAAGCUAAAAAUUUAAAUUACUAAAAAUGCACUCCAAGACCAACUCUUCCCCCAAAAAGCUUCAAGAAGAUAUCCAAAUAGGAUGUAUUCUGGUAAAUGUGCAAUGAAAAAGAAACAAAAUUUCAGAAAGUGUUUUACUAAAGAGCUACAGCUGCAUAUAGUGAAUAAAUCAAUAAAGCUUUGGCUUACCCCUAGAGCCCUUAUGGAAACUGUUAUUUAGCUUGACAUUGUCUCAUAAUAUUUGACCUGUUGUGGAAUAUUUUGCCAAACUGUCUCUAAUUGUUAAGGAAAUGCCUUUCAUAAGACCCCCAGACAAGCUCUUUUGGGUAAAGAUCUGGUGAUCUAACCAGCAAGGGAAGUUUAACAAAUAUGAGACAGUCAGUUGAAAUUUCUUUCAUAUGUGGCUGAUCAUUAUUCUGUUAAAAUUAAGCUCAAGGUGUCUCAAAAGGAAGGGUGACAGAAUAGGUCAUAGAAAAUCGUUGGUGUAUUAUCCUGCUGCAAGAAUGUCAUGGAUGGCAACCAAAGCGGUCCAACUAUCAUGAAAUUGCACCUUAGACUAUAACUUACUGCUUUUAUUCUCUGUGAUACAUGAUAGUGAUUGUGGUCAUUGUGGCUCAAAUCAAAGUAAGAUUCAUUCCUGAAAACCCUGUCAUUCCAGGUUAGAUGAGCUCAGCAUUGCUGCAAAUGUGCUUUUAAAUAAAUGUACAUAGAUGAUGUGUAGUCAGUGCAGUGAGCAUUAUGAGAACAGAUUCUAUUCUCCGAGUCCCUUAUUAAUGGUCUUUGAAGCCACUGGUGUCCCAGUUACACUAUAGAUCAUUGAUAAUGAGAAGCUGCAACAACUGCUCUGAGAUACGCUAUGGUCUCACUAUCUGUCCACUGCCUUCAUUGUGCAGUGCCGUAGUUCAACCAUUCCUGCCAUCAUCAUCAAAUGUCAAGUGAUCAUUGAUUGGACUUCCUUACCUCUUUAAGGGCAACUGCACGUUAGAAAGCUAGCAUUAUAAUUGCUGAACAUAAAAAAAAAAAAAAAAAAAAAGAUAUAUGCACUCUCUGUCAACCAGUUUAUCAAUGAAAAUAGGAUAUCUUUUGUUAAAUAUUUCUCUCAGCAUCCACACUCAGUAACUGAUUGUAUCAUCUCCAGACCACUGCAUAAAAACAGCCUCAAAAUUAAAGAAAUGCCUGAAAUCAUUACUAAACCAUGUUGCAACAGAGAUCUUCAAUACAUCUGGAUGUCAAUUCUGAGUGAAGCAAUUCUCAAUAUAAGGCAAUGAACUUGAUCAAACCAUCCAUUCUUCUUCAAGUUGACGAUGUAGACAGAUUGUCUGCAAAAGCUCCUUCCUUUUGAUCUAUGUUUAAACAUUGUUUCAGCAUAUCAGCCUAGAGUAUUUUAUCUUAUUUUUAAGUUCAUUUUAAGUGCAAGUGCCAGUUAAUUUUUUAGCAUGUAUUUGUAUUUGGAUCUGGAAUUUUGUUACAAUCAGAUGAUUUCUUCUUCAUGUGUCAAUUUUUUUGUCUUAAAUGGUAUAUCGGGGAUUUAGUGAUUACACAUUUGAAUCGUUUAUAUGUUUUUUUAAGCUUUGAUGUAUAAUUUAAUUUACAAAAAAUUUUUUAAUUUUUCUUAUAUUUUCAGCAUAGGAAUGAUGUGCACAGGCAUUCCAAAGAUUUCACAUUUUAAUAAAAUGCAUAAAUGUUA